AUGAGAAAGAAGCUUUUGCUCGAGACGGUCAAAGAGGACUUUUCUCCAUUUUUUCCUGCUGAGCCGGACAGUAAAUACUUCAAUGCAAAAGCUCUGAGGCUUUUCAAAACUGGAGGAUCCCAGAGCUUCCCAAAGAAGCCGCAAAGAAAAGUACGAACUCCGUCUGAAAAAGAAGCUACGACUGAUUCAUCUGGUAACGUCAAUCAAAAAAUGAAGCUGUCCCGUGAUGAAGCUGAAGACAAACUCGUCGAGCUCGGAGCAGUGACCAGAGAGGACAUUGACUAUUUGAAAAGAAACCAUUACUACGGACAGAAAGGAUGCAAGGUGACCAGCCGAUUCAAAAAAGAAGUAGAGAAGGAUUUUUCCGCUUUCUUCCCCGCUGAACCAGACAAGAAGUCAUUCAAGGAACGCGCUCGCCUUUUAUUCAAAAAAGGAGGAUCCCAAUAUUUUACGAUCAAGUCGGACAAGAAGAAAUCUGAAGACAACCGGGCUGUAGAAUAUCGACUUCAACCAGAGGAAAUCAGCGUUACACGAGAAUCCCUUCGACCGAGAAAGAAAAAACGAAAACGGAAGCUGCAAUAA
This is a messenger RNA of Oikopleura dioica, 582 nucleotides long. The record is from the annotation of a GenBank genome assembly. NCBI's taxonomy places the organism in Eukaryota, Metazoa, Chordata, Appendicularia, Copelata, Oikopleuridae.